UAUUAAAUCAAUAAUUUUUUUCUUUUUAAUUAACUUGAGACCUCAAUUUCUCUUAGCAAUCAAUGUUUCCUCGUUGGACUUUGCUUUCCUUUGUACUUUCCACAUGGCAUCAUCUAUUCUUUCAUAUUUGAUCCAACGGUCCAUAACAGAUAAUGUUUUCGCCGUUGGAAGGAAAGGAAAAGACAAAAAGAAAAAGGAAAGGAAAAGAAUAGAAAAGAAACGUGAGCGUCACCUUCCCCCGAGGAGUUACGGCCACCACUGGCCAGUGGCCACCCCAAGUUUGGGGCGUGCUUUUAGAGGAAAAUCUCACAAGUUCUCAGAAAAACUAUCUCCUGAGAAGCUCGGAUUCAAGCAUGAGAAGCUAACCCACCUAAACUUCUUCUUCCACGACAUCGUCACCGGCCAAAACCCGACCGCCGUCAGAGUCGCCGAGGCAGCGAUGACGAACACGUCAAAGACGUUGUUCGGAUCCGUCAUGAUAAUCGACGACCCAUUAACGGAAGGGCCUGAAAUGGAGUCGAAGCUGGUGGGAAGAGCCCAGGGAAUGUACGCAUCGGCAGGGCAAAACGAACCGGGUUUGUUGAUGGCGAUGACCUUCCAUUUCGUGGAAGGCAAGUUCAAUGGGAGUAAUCUGAGCUUUCUGGGCCGAAACUCGGUGUUCUCGGAGGUGAGGGAGUUGCCGAUUGUCGGCGGCAGCGGACUUUUUAGGUUUGCUCGUGGGUAUGCGGAGGCCCGGACUCGUACGUUGGAUAUGAAAACAGGGAACGCUGUCGUGGAAUACAACGUCUACGUCUUCCAUUACUGAUCUCCUUGGACUCUUCUUCUCUGGAAUAAGGAAGAUGACGCCGAUCACAGUCUAGUUCAAAAAAUUAUUAUUAUUAUUUGACAAAAUCUAGUGUCUUGUUGUUUGUGUUAUGGCCUUAUGGGUUUGAGUUUGGAUUGUUAUGAUUUUUUUUGUGUAAGUAUGUGAUGUUUUUAAUUAAAUUGUUAUGAGAUGAUAUUUAAAUUGGGAUGAGAA
This is a messenger RNA of Vitis vinifera (wine grape), 1018 nucleotides long. RefSeq names its product dirigent protein 22. The transcript is spliced from 2 exons. NCBI's taxonomy places the organism in Eukaryota, Viridiplantae, Streptophyta, Magnoliopsida, Vitales, Vitaceae. The record is from RefSeq and is a predicted model, not a curated record. The coding region runs from base 104 to 805 and encodes 233 amino acids.